Molecule: messenger RNA, 3063 nt
Organism: Malaya genurostris
Lineage: Eukaryota; Metazoa; Arthropoda; Insecta; Diptera; Culicidae
Exons: 7
Coding region: 671-1651 (326 amino acids)
Biological process (GO): arachidonate secretion; phospholipid metabolic process
Source: RefSeq, a predicted model, not a curated record
GAUAGUUUUAAUAGCUAGGAUUGAUGGACACGUUGAAGUUGCAUAUUACCUAAGUUGAUGAAGAACAAAGCAAUGUGAUUAGUGUUGAGACUACUCUCACGGUUGGAACAUCUGCAGUAGCACAAAGCCAGAAACUUGAGAAAACCACCACCUGGACCAUGCAAAGAAGUACCCCACGGCCAUCACUUCUACCCCCCCUCGGGGGUAUGGUUGAUAGGCGCAACGGACAACGACUAGGCUAAUCUACGAUGCAUCACGCCACUCCAAACCAGACACGACGAACCCACCUACUUCUCGCUACUUCUCCGCUCUGUACCGGCCGCGAGACUUUCCCAGACGAUGGCGGAGACGACGACGACGACGUCAGAGACCGCACCGACUACUGUUGGGUGGGUAGAAAGAAAAACUACCUCGCCUCAGUCGAUAUCGAGCUUUUGUGUGGAAAGCAUCGCGAACAGUACUUUGGCACUGUACGGAAGAAGAAUAACACUCGGUUGAAGCGACAUUCGGAAACGGUCAUAGUCGCGAAACGCGCCGGAAACGGAGAUUUAUGGGAGAAGUCGGUAGUGCGGUCAGCACCGUAAGAGAGGGUUCGUCCAGAGUUUGCAAAAUAUCUUGACGGCGGUUCAAGUCCAACAACUCGAAAAGUCCAUUCGUCAUCGUUGCCACAAUGUCCCUGCUUCGGUGGCGGUCGUCCAAAAUGCUGAAGAAGUUUCUGCUGAUCCUGUUGAGUGGCGUGCUGACACUGCUGACGACGGCCAAAGCGAAACCGACGCUUAACUUUCAGCUGUCCCAGAUUCCGGGAUUUACCCAGAUCGUUGAGAGGAGACUGCAGGAGGCGAUGAAGAGCUAUAGCGAUCGCCGCCUGGAUGCUGGGUCACUACGGAUGAUCUAUUUCCACGAUCAAACAGUGGCCGUUGUCGAACUGGGACCUCAAAAGAUGCUUAUCGGAUGCGAGCUGAUUGAAAUUUACAACGAAAUCGAAGGCCACGAACUACUCCGGAACCUUUCCUCAAUCAAUCGUCCACUGGAGAUCUCCUUUCGGGAUAUGAUGAAACUGAUGGAUCAGUGCGAACAGGUGGAUCGACUGAAUUCGAAAAACCAUUUCCGAGCAACCCCGGCUCCCGACCAUGAAAAUGUUGCGUUUCGGAUGGAUACCGGCACCGACACCGAGGAGGACAGUCCCGGUGGUAACGAUUCAACGACAUCGGCGCCGAUGGGCAUUUUUCAACUCAUCGCCAAUGGUGGUAAGGAUUCGAAGGGGGGCAGCAGUAAACGGGGACUCUUCUAUACCAGUCCGUUUUCACUGCUCAGCGGGAUCAUCCCCGGUACCAAAUGGUGCGGGACGGGAGACAUCGCCGAUACGUACUACGACCUGGGCGACGAUGCCACUAUGGAUCGGUGCUGUCGAACGCAUGACCUCUGCCCGCUGAAAGUUCGGGCCUAUCAGAAACGGUACAAUCUGAGCAAUAACUCCAUCUAUACCAAAUCCCACUGUAAGUGCGACGAUAUGUUGUACGAUUGCCUCAAAAAGACCAACACCUCGGCGGCUCAAGUGAUGGGGUCGAUCUACUUCAACCUGGUGCAGGUGCCGUGCGUCGAGGAAACUCCGACUGGCAUGAAGUUCCGCAAGGCGCGCGAAGGUUUCUAAUGUCGGCAGUCGUGGCCCCACAGGAAAGUUGUUUGUGUAGCAAAAUAGGAAACAAGCGCAAAUAAUAAUAACAGAAAAAAAAUCUGCAACAACACGAACGAGAGAUUAUUAAAACAGCACCACGAUAAGUGAGAAAAAAUAAUAGUGCUGGGUGAGGAGGCAUCCGAUGGGUCGUUGACUGAAGGCGACCGGGUGGCGAAGCACUUAGCACUCGAGAUCAACACGCGGUUUCCCGAACAACCGCACCGUAUGAAUGGAAUUCGGAACGGAAAUGAUGUUGUGAUUUAUGUGAUUGUUAUUUAUUGUUGUUAAAAAUUUGUAUAGGUCUAAGAUCUAACUAAAGUUUACUCUGAGAUACGUAAUUCGAGACACGGCUGAAGUAACCGUUUUUGCAUAAGACAAGUGCCUCAUUGAAAUGUUCAAAACGCGAGAAAAAAAACGAAUUGAUUUUUAAAUUCGUUUUCAAACAAGCCCAGCGAACGCAAACCCCCAUAGCCUCUCCGACAAUUAUGUUUACUGCAUUCGCCGGUUCUAGAGCCGGUUUCCCUUCACUUACCGCACCUCACACCAACCAAUGAAUGCGUUCUAGUUCUUGCGGUUUUCGUUUUCCCUUCUACUCGCCGUUUUUUACGGUUUCAGUUGUGGUGAGAGCUUAGCCGAAAAAGCGCCGCAUUAUAGCCUGGAGGUGGACGUUUCUUGUCUCAUGAAUGGGCCGGCAUUGAAAUCGUUUUGCAGAACCUUUCCUCCGGCGUGCACGAAGCUUUGCUACGUUAAUGACGUCCGAAAACUUCUGCGAGAACGAACCUCGUUCAGCUGGUUAAUCAUAUUCUCGAUUGCGGAGGCUUUGAAAAUGAACUCAAGUAUGUUAAUUGAAAUUUUAGUCUGUUGUAAUUUUCUUCUCAAAACAUAGUUGUUAGCUGUCGACUUUGUAAUAAACGGAACUACUACAUAGUAUUACGAAUCAUGUUGGAGAUGAUAGUUGUUUGCUUAGUUGUUUAUAUUAAAAUAAGAAGUAAUGGAUGACGUAAUAAUCACCCUUAUUCUUGAUUACGACGUUUCGAAUUGAUUCGAUCGAAUCGAUCAAAUUCUAUUAUUGAUUUCGAUCGAAGAAAUCCGUUAUUCGAACAUCGCUCGUUUAAAAUGUCAACUCUAAUCUCAGUAACGUUUGACUCCAAACAAAUCGCUUUCUGUAUCCUAGAUACGAGAUUUUCACGUGGCGGAAUUAACAUGGAUUCAGUAAAGAUAAAAUCUACAUCGAAACAACAAUUCGCGCGAAUGAUAGCUUUAUUGGAAACAAGACCGGAUGUUGCAAAAGGAUUUUCGAAGGUGAACGUUGCGCCUUUCUGGAAUUCUUUGGCAACGGAAUUAAACAGUUUGGGACCGCCUGUCAGAGACACAACAGGGUGGAAAAA